AUGGAUAAAGAUGGAAACAUUGUGGCCCAUGAAAUGCUUUUUUCGGAGGACCAUGGUAAGCCAUCUCCAGUCCAUACUCCAACUAUGUACGAACCGACUGGAUCCCAAUACAUGAUGGACCCUCUCUAUGAGGAUUUUGGACAAUAUUUUGCAGUUCCCCCUUAUGUUGCUCCUACUGCUCCCGUGGUUCCUGUCAACCCAAUGUUCGGAAGUUUCGACAUGUCCAUGAACCAAAACUAUCUACAGUAUCCCCAGUUUGGACAAAACUACAUGGCACAGGAAAAUUUGGUAAUGCAGGUGAAGGAGAAGAAAAGUACUGGAAAGUCUUCAGUUAUUAGAAAACCAUCUACUUUCCAUCACAACUCAGUUUGCUCAAAUCCCAGCUGUGGAACUAGACAGACCACACUUUGGAGACGAACCGAUUCUGGAGCCAUUGAGUGCAAUGGCUGCUCUCUCUACUUCCGAAAAAACGGAGUCCAGCGGCCCGCGGAUUUGUGCAAUAAGCAAAUUCUGAAACGAAAUCGCCGUCCACGUGCCAGUCCAGGAGUCCCAGUGAUUCAAGUCAACACUGCCGUCGUUCAUCAGGAGCACAAUCAGACUACAGAACCAAUGCAUGCCGGCCGGCUACUGUAA
Caenorhabditis briggsae is the source of this 633-nucleotide messenger RNA. RefSeq names its product Protein CBR-END-1 (gene Cbr-end-1). The record is from RefSeq and is a predicted model, not a curated record. Gene Ontology annotation, biological process: negative regulation of transcription by RNA polymerase II; positive regulation of transcription by RNA polymerase II; cell fate commitment. The transcript is spliced from 4 exons. The coding region runs from base 1 to 633 and encodes 210 amino acids. Gene Ontology annotation, molecular function: zinc ion binding; DNA-binding transcription factor activity, RNA polymerase II-specific; RNA polymerase II cis-regulatory region sequence-specific DNA binding. NCBI's taxonomy places the organism in Eukaryota, Metazoa, Nematoda, Chromadorea, Rhabditida, Rhabditidae.